GUGAUGUUGAUGCUCAACUGGUGAUCGUACCUCGUAGAACAUGACGAUGCAUGGCCCGUGCGAAGUGCACGGACAGGACGACUUCGCUAAGCGAGUAGCGCCCACUGAGAUUCGGGUCUUGCGAGGAAGGAGCAAACAUCACCACACCCGUCACCCCGUCGCCCUCACUAACCGACAGACAAAAAUCAGUCAAGAUGGUCAACGUUCCCAAGACACGCCGCACCUACUGCAAGGGCAAGGACUGCAAGAAGCACACCCAGCACAAGGUCACCCAGUACAAGGCCGGCAAGGCUUCUCUGUUCGCCCAGGGAAAGCGUCGUUACGACCGCAAGCAGUCCGGUUACGGAGGUCAGACCAAGCCCGUCUUCCACAAGAGGGCUAAGACCACCAAGAAGGUCGUCCUCCGUCUGGAGUGCACAGCUUGCAAGACCAAGGCACAGGUACGGAUAUCUCGAACACUUUCAACGGACACGGCUGACGAACAUGACAGCUCGCCCUCAAGCGAUGCAAGCACUUCGAACUCGGUGGUGACAAGAAGACCAAGGGUGCCGCCCUUGUCUUCUAAGCGUGUCUCUUUCUCUCUCUUUUGCUGGGCCCUCGGCGUAGUCUUCAGGCGGACGGGAUGGACGGCUUUCCCAAUCGACUCAUACUAUGCAUCAAUGCAACGAAAUGAAAGUGGAGUGAUAACGGAGCAUCUGGGGAUGAACAGGUUGCGACCCACGAAUUCAACGGAUUGUAACCAACAUUUGCAUCAAAUCGAGCUUGAUUGAAAGGAUCCUUGUUCACUUGCGUGAGUUGCAAUAUCUGUGAUACUAUGUGCUUCAUGAAGCGCUGCACUGUGCCGGGGAUCUUUCCGCCGGCGGGAGCCACUUUCGCUGCCCCUCCACCCCACCAAACGCGUCUAACGCGCGCCCCGUCGAUCUCCACAAGUAUACUUACACCUGAAAGACCGUUCUGGUGAUUGGCGCGGGCUCUGUGGGUGCAAUUGCCGCGCUGAACCUCGAAGUCGGCGGUCUCGCCUCAGUCACUGUUGCUCUCAGGUCGAAUUACCACGUCGUCAAAGAGCAGGGAUACACGAUCGAAAGCUGUGAUCAUGGAUCGCUAAAGGGGUUCAGGCCGAGUGCUGGUGUGCUUCAUC
This is a messenger RNA of Didymella exigua CBS 183.55, 1138 nucleotides long. RefSeq lists its product as uncharacterized. Gene Ontology annotation, cellular component: cytosolic large ribosomal subunit; ribosome. Lineage: Eukaryota; Fungi; Ascomycota; Dothideomycetes; Pleosporales; Didymellaceae. The transcript has 4 exons. The coding region runs from base 195 to 770 and encodes 191 amino acids. The record is from RefSeq and is a predicted model, not a curated record. Gene Ontology annotation, biological process: translation. Gene Ontology annotation, molecular function: structural constituent of ribosome.